ACCGAGGUGCGGUCGGCUGACGGGCGCGGCGGGUCGACAGAUCGGUCCGAGACCCGCGCCCGACAGGUCACGGUCCUGAGUCGCCGCGAUGGGGAUCACUGUGCUGCCGCUGGUGCUGGCGCUGGCUCUGAUGACGGCCGUUGUCCCGGCGACGGGGACGAUCCGCUCGGAGCACGAGUGUCUGGCGUCAUACGCCGUCUCCCAGCAGUGGCGCUCCGUUACCGUGUUUGACCAGAGACCGGGCGCGUCAGACAGAGGUGUUCUGGUGUCGCUGCUGACGGCGUUGUUGCGGCGUAAGAUGUUCGUGCAGCUGUCCGCCGAGCCUGUAGCUACCGGCUCCGAGUGUCCGUCUGAUUCGGACGGCCACUCUGACACGGACGCCGCCGUGCUGCUGCGGCCGGCCGGCGGCGCGCAGCUCUGUCCGCGCGGCGCGCUGCACGCCUGGACCGAGGUGCGCCGCGCCGGCCGCGGCGGCGGCACCUUCAUCAACGUCCGCUGGGACGCCGCCAGAGGCCGCAUGGCCCCCGUCGACAGCGUCGACUGCUUCGGCGGCCGGCUGACGGCGCAGCCGGUCGCCCGGUCCACCGGCGACUUUCGGGGCGUGCUGCGAGACGUGCACGUGACGGUCAGCAUAGUGGGCAGGGCGAACGGGCAGCCGAUGGACGGCCGCGGCGGCGGCAUCUCCAACCUGCGCGGGAUGGCGUUCUCCGAGCACGGCGAGGGCGUGCUGCUGCGGUACAUGAGCGAAACGCUCGGCUUCUCCUACUCCAUCCGCCUCGUGUCUCACGUGCCUGACGGAAACUCCUUCAACGAGCAGGAGAACAUGCUGGCCAACAACUCCGUGGACAUGACGGUGAACUCGCUGACGCAGACGGUGCGCCGCUCGUCGAUGAUGAGGUUCUCCUUCCCGACGUCGACGUUUCAGGACCGGGUGGCCAUCCAGCGUCCGCGCGUCGCUCGGCGCCCGUUCGAGCCCAAAAGGCCGUUCAGCCGCGCGGCCUGGAUCGCCGUGGUGCUGUGCGUCACGCUGCUCGCGCUCUGGAUGGCCGGCUGUCAGGCGCUGGCCGUCUUCAGCACGGCGGACGGCCGGCGCAGCGCCUUCCGCCGGGAGCUGUCCUUCCUGGCCGGCUGGUGGACGCUGGCGGCGAUGGUGUGCAAACAGUACGGACGCGGACUGCCCGUACCCACCCGCGUCUCAGACGCCGUCUUUUGCUUCCUCUGCUUCGGCUUCACCUUCCUGGUCGGCAGCUACUACAUCAGCGUCAUCCACAGCUUCAUGGCGCUGGAUAGGCCGCAGCUGCCGUACAGCACCAUUCGCCAGGGUUUGGAGACGGGCAGCCUCAGCGUCGGCUACAACAAGGGCGGCGUCAUGGAGCGGAAAAUUCUGACGGCGCGAGACCCGCUGCUGCAGCUCAUCGCCAAACACGAGCACGCCCGGCCGUCCGGCGUGGACUUCUGGUCCCAGGAGAGCGACCAGCUGGACGCCUGGCUGCGGGCCGGACCUCACCACGGCUUCCUGCUGGCGGAGGAGGACCUGGAGACUCACCAGGCGCUCCACCCCGACUCCAGCUGCAACAUCUGCUUCCUGCCGGAGCUGGUGAGCACGCGGCCCAGCGGCGUGGCCUACAGCCACCAGUUCCGGCACAGUCGGCUGCUGGACCUGCAGCUGCUGCGGCUGCGCGAGCUGGGCCUGCUGCAGCGCGUGGCCGGCCGGCGCCGCGAGCCGGCCGCGCUGUGCCAGCUGCGCGCGGAGCCGGCGCGCUGGCAGCCGCUCGGCCUGGAGGAUCUGAGCGCCGUGCUGGCGCUGGUGCCGCUCGGCAUUGCUGCCGCGCUCGUGGUGCUGGCCGCCGAGAGGGCCGUCCACCUGAUCAGCACCGUCGCCGCCGAGCGCACCGUGACACACAUCCCCUGAUCGGGAGCUGGCGACGAGGGGCGGUGGGCCAGAAGACACAGCAGCAACGGGCCGUAGCGUCCCCAUGGUGUCCGAUAUAAUGUGAUAACUUUCUUGGGGACUUCUCCCCGUGUGCCAUUCAAAUCAUCCACGUUUAGGGCCUUAAAAUGUUACACACAUGUUCAGUGCACUGUUAAUUUGCUUAGGCGCCACACAAAGCGUAGAUACGGAUUGUACAUAUUAUUCCACAGCACUGGGCCUCUUGUUGUGAUAUGGUCUUCCUUUGCGGUGUUGUGGCGAGUUAGUAGCGGUGAAGUUUAGUCUGCACCAGAUUUUCGUGGUGCGGUAUGAGAGUCGCUCCUAUGAGCUGACCGACAGCGAGAGCUCGGUUUGAGUCAAGCCGGCCACACUCCGAUGUCAUGCAUGGAAUGCUCGUGCUGAGGUCAUUGGUUUCAGUCGUCAUAGAUGAGCUCCGUUAACGGUUUAGGGUCGUAGAUCAUAUCUGAGUGUCGCGAACCGAUUCCACCUGCUUUUAACAACAUUUAGUUGUUCACACGCCUGCAAUAUUUCAACGCUCGAGCGAUUGUGCCAUGGACAGAGCCUGCAGCUGCACGCAACAAGCGCGUCCUGUCUGUCACACGCGGGCUCUGAAGUAACUUUAAGGCAUGCUGGACACUGGUCAGUGGACACUCAAUAAAUCGACGUUUAAGAAUAAACAAA
Messenger RNA from Amphibalanus amphitrite, 2611 nucleotides. RefSeq names its product probable glutamate receptor. Lineage: Eukaryota; Metazoa; Arthropoda; Thecostraca; Balanomorpha; Balanidae. Bases 89 to 1912 code for a protein of 607 amino acids. The record is from RefSeq and is a predicted model, not a curated record. The transcript has 2 exons.